This is a messenger RNA of Seminavis robusta, 951 nucleotides long. Lineage: Eukaryota; Bacillariophyta; Bacillariophyceae; Naviculales; Naviculaceae. The record is from the annotation of a GenBank genome assembly.
AUGAAGGGCGCCUCAGCUGGCUGCAAGAGAAAAGUUAAGGUGGAGUGUUGGAUUCCCGGAGUGUCGACCAAGGUGGAUGAGUAUGAAAAAACGGUAGAGGUGAUUGUCCCAAUAGAGGAAGCCACGAUCAAGUCGGUCAAGUUGUUGAUAAUUGAUCAGUUGAUCGCAUCAUUAGAGGAAGAGAGAGAUGACUGUGAAGCCAAAAAUCAACUGAACUAUGGCGAAACUCACCUCUUCACGAAAGAACUUUGUGCUCAAGCUGCUCCUUUGAAGUCGGAUACGAAUUUGCCCGAAAGAAAGAAGCCAGCAACAAGCUUGUUUUGUGAGCUAGAUCCAGAUUUGAAGGCGCGUAGAACUUUAGAGGAAGCCACGUUGAUACUUCAUCAGAUGAUUGUAUCAUUAAAGGAAGAGAGAGAUGACUGGGACGUCAAAAAGCUACUGAACUUUGGUGAAACCCACCUCUUCAGGAAAGAACUUUGCACUCAAGCUGCUCCUUUGACGCCGGAUAGGACUUUGCCCAAAAGCAAGAAGCCAUCAACAAGUUUGUUUCAUGAGCUAGAUCCAGAUGAUUCCAAUAUUUGGGAGUUGGAUCAUGGGCUUGGUGGAAAGGAAAAGCUAUACUUUUUUGUUGAUUUUGUCUUCAACAUUGCCACGAACUGCGCCUCGUUGUCUCAACAGAGCUUCAAACUCCCAUUGGUUCAAUUUAGAGAGCCCAAGUGCACGCUAGAGGAUGCCAAACAAGCACUUCGCAAACGAACAGGCUUGGACACUGGGAUUAUGCAUCUUUUUUACAAUGGGUCAGAACUCAUCCAAUGGGAUGGGUAUGCCAACACUAAUACGCGCAGCAACUUUUGCUUACAACCGAGGGAAUCUGAUGCUAGAAGUCUAUGGAAUUUGCCAUUCUAUAGAAUCAGAGACCAUUCUAUAGAAUCAGCGGUUUUCAUUCUAUAG